Centruroides sculpturatus (bark scorpion) is the source of this 873-nucleotide messenger RNA. RefSeq lists its product as uncharacterized. Lineage: Eukaryota; Metazoa; Arthropoda; Arachnida; Scorpiones; Buthidae. The record is from RefSeq and is a predicted model, not a curated record. The transcript is spliced from 2 exons. The coding region runs from base 1 to 873 and encodes 290 amino acids.
AUGGAUAAGAAUAGAAAGAACCAUUUGUGGUCUGCUCGUUCCGAUGCUGUGAAAUCCUUAAAGGAAAAUUAUGAAGAAAUUAAACAUUGUUUACGUCAUUUUUCCUCAAACAAAGAUGAAAAACCAUUAACAAGGUCCGAAGCUGCCGAUUUACAUAAAAAACUUGAUACAUUUGAGUAUGUACUGUUACUUACUAUAUGGGAAAAGAUUUUAGAGAGAAUAGAUGCUUCAAACAAGACUCUUCAACAAAAAGACGAAUCCCUAAAUAUAGCAGUUUUAAUAUAUGAUUCAUUGAUAGAUUUCAUACAAACUGUUAGAGAUGAUUUUGACAAUUUAGAAAAAGAAGCAGAAAAAGUUAAAGAUAUUGCAUAUACUAAUGAUAAAAAACGGCAGAAAAUACGAAAACUAUUUCAUGAUGAAAUUCCAGAACAUGAAAUAAGAUUCAGUGGCAAAGAACAUUUUAAAGUUAAUAUUUUUUUUGUUGUAUGCGAUUCUUUAAUUAGCAACAUUAAAAAAAGAUGUGAGGGAUAUAAAACUAUUAACAAUAAAUUCAAAACAAUUUGUCAUGAUAGUAAUGUUAAUGACUCUUCAAUAGAGGAAUUAAAAUGUUAUGAACAAGAUUUAAACCUAGCAGAACUGAAAAAUGAAGUAUUACAAUUUAAGACUUUUAUAAGUAAAGAAAAUAUGUCGCCUGUAUCUAUGUGGUCAUUUAUUCAGGAAAAUAAUAUUAUUGCAACAUUCCUUAAUUUAAACAUAAUUCUGAGAAUUUAUUUAACACUUCCAAUAAGCAAUGCCAGCGGUAAAAGAUCAUUCUCAGUACCCCAGAAUAAAAAAUUUUUUAAGAUCCACAUUAGGCCAACAAAAAUUAAAUAG